Messenger RNA from Pichia kudriavzevii, 1194 nucleotides. RefSeq lists its product as uncharacterized. The transcript has a single exon. The coding region runs from base 1 to 1194 and encodes 397 amino acids. The record is from RefSeq and is a predicted model, not a curated record. Lineage: Eukaryota; Fungi; Ascomycota; Pichiomycetes; Pichiales; Pichiaceae.
AUGAAUAUCAAUGAGGAAAGAGUAUCAGGGAAACACUUGGGACUAGAUACAUCAAGGCUGUUUGUGCAGUAUUUGUCGGACAAGACAUCAAGAGUGAUAAAAAAAAUUCAAAUUGUACCCGAUGAAACAAUGGUUCAACCUGAAAUUAGAGCUAUAAUGGCACAUGAAGGAAGAGGAAUUGUCACCCUACAAGAUGAGUUGUCAGGAAUAAACGAAGUACUCUUAUCCAAGUCAGCAACGAGAUUGAUGUUUAACGAAUCAUUCCAAUAUAUUUAUAGAACAGAUCAAACUUCACAUGUAAGAGAAGAUUUGAAAGUUGCCUCAAUUGUGCUACUCUUCAUGACACCAGUAGAUACCCAUGCCCUUAAGAUACUCUGGAAUUGUUUAAGAGUAGACAAGGAGGAUGUUAUGGAGGUCUUUGUUAUAGUAGCAGCUCUUUUGACCUGCAAUUAUGAAAGGACGAAUAAAUCCUCGUGUUUAUGGGAAUUAUUCAAAAAGUUGUAUGUUCUUAUAUUAUCCAGUUCCUGGAUAGUAGAACCACCUGAGUGUAAAAGUUACGAAAAACUGACCAGAAUUCCAAAUUUACAGGGCUGGCUAGACCGGGUAUCUAACUUCGAGAUCUGUCAAUUUGGAUGUAGUACAUGCCUUCGUUCUGUCCUUGUACACCCUCGUAACUAUUAUGCAUGCAAUUUGUUACGGUUUUUACUAUCAACUUGUGAGGAUUCCGGCCUGAAACUACAUUUAAUUAUUCAAAUCAUAGAUUUCCAUAAUGGUGAAUAUGAUGAUUAUAGCCUAUGGAUGGUAGUGUUAGAUGUUUGUCUUGAUGCAAAAUAUAGGCAAAUGGAGUACUAUAGAGAACAACGGAAAAUGAUUGAUGGUAGGGAGACAACUUUGCCGAGCCUGGAUGUUCUUCGAAUUUAUCUGAAAAUAAAAAACUGCUAUACAACCUCAUACGGCCGAUUCUUAACAAUGCUGAAACUACAUUAUGAAUUUGGAUUGGGUUUGGAGUUGGAAACUAACUUGAAGAACAGAGUCUAUAGCUUCGAGAAAGCACAUGGGGUUGUUGACAUCCGAAAGAUAGAAGGACCGGUGAAUAUCUCUUCGGAUGCUUUACUAAAAGAAGAAUAUGAAAAAGCCCUAAACAUCAAGCGAGCCUUAUGUGAAUGUCAGAAAAAUAGGAAAAAGCACAGUUGA